CCGAAAGCAAGAUUCAGUUUGCACACUCUCAGAGCUCGGUGCCCGCGCCCUGACCCCGCAGAACUUGGAGUAACCUCAGGUUGAGGAUCCAAACAUUCAUCCAGAGGCUGGCCAUCAUGCCGCGCUCCUUCCUAGUCAAGAGCAAGAAGGCGCACAGCUACCACCAACCGCGUUCCCCGGGGCCAGACUACUCCCUCCGUCUGGAGACCGUGCCCGCGCCGGGCAGAGCAGACCCUGUGGAUGCAGGCGAGGCGAAGACGGCUCCCCAAGACCGUUUGUCUCCCGACUCUCAGCUAACCGAGGCUCAUGACAAAGCCUCCGCGACCCCCGACAGCUGCGAAAGCAGCGUUUGUGACCCGAGCUCUGAGUUCGAGGACUUCUGGAGGCCCCCUUCUCCCUCGGUGUCUCCAGCCUCUGAGAAGUCGCUAUGCCGGUCUCUGGACGAAGUUCAACCCUACACCCUGCCUUUCAAGCCCUACGCUUGGAGCGGCCUCGCGGGGUCCGACCUGCGGCACCUGGUGCAGAGCUACCGGCAGUGCACCGCCCUGGAGCGCAGCGCCGGCCUGAGCCUCUUCUGCGAGCGCGGCGGGGAGCCGGGCCACUCGGCCCCGUUGUACGGCCCGGAGCCGGCUGCGGGCGGAGCCGGUGCGGGGCCACCCGGGACCUGCGGUGCUACGGGCGGAGCCACCGGCGGCUCUGGCCUGGGGCUCUACGGAGACUUCGGGCCUGCGGCUGCCGGGCUCUACGAACGGCCGAACGCAGCAGCGGGCCGGCUGUACCAAGAUCGCGGCCACGAGAUCCACGCAGACAAGAGCGUGGGCGUCAAGGUGGAGUCAGAACUGCUGUGCACCCGCCUGCUGCUGGGCGGUGGCUCCUACAAAUGCAUCAAAUGCAGCAAGGUGUUCUCCACACCGCACGGGCUGGAGGUGCACGUGCGCCGGUCCCACAGCGGCACGAGACCAUUCGCGUGCGAGAUGUGCGGCAAGACCUUCGGGCACGCAGUGAGCCUGGAGCAGCACAAGGCCGUGCACUCGCAGGAACGAAGCUUUGACUGUAAGAUAUGCGGCAAGAGCUUCAAGCGGUCGUCCACGCUGUCCACACACCUGCUCAUUCACUCGGACACCCGGCCCUACCCCUGUCAGUACUGUGGCAAGAGAUUCCACCAGAAGUCCGACAUGAAGAAACACACCUUCAUCCACACAGGUGAGAAGCCCCACAAAUGCCAGGUGUGUGGCAAAGCGUUCAGUCAGAGCUCCAACCUCAUCACUCACAGCAGAAAGCACACGGGUUUCAAGCCCUUCGGCUGCGACCUGUGUGGGAAGGGCUUCCAGAGAAAGGUGGAUCUCAGGCGGCACCGGGAGACGCAGCAUGGACUCAAAUGAGCACCGUGGCCAUCAGCAACAGCAGCUGCGAACACUACUGUAGAGGACUGCCUGCCUCCCAACCCUGCUCAGACCCUGCACCGUGCGCAAAGCUCACUGUGGCGUUUCCCCUUCACCUUCCUUCCCAAAGCUGCUGGAGACUGAACUCCGUUUGCAAAGGUCAGCCCAGAGUGGGAGACACUGGCUGAUGCGUUAUUUAGAAAGGACAAGCAUUACUCUUCUGAAGACACUGGUUUAGGGAAGGGUCUUCAUUCCUUUGGGAAAUCACCAGACGCAGCACCACCUUUAAGCUUGUCAGAAAGACGCAAGAAAAAAAAAAAAAGUGGAUUUGGUGAUGAGAGGGAGUCAGAGGUCCUCUGUGGUGUCAUCUUAGGAGGUGGCACUGUAAGACACAAGAUGUCCCUCGUCUACUCAGCAAGUGUUUAUUGACCACAGAUUAUCAGAAUAGGGAACUGGGGAGCCAGAGAUUGAAGUCAGCCGCCCCUGCCCCUCAAAUGCUAUCAGUUGAACCUCAAAGUAGCGAUAGCCUGUGUCCUCCUCCUCCAAAGGAGUUCUGAAAAGACCACACAAAUAUUCAGACUUCCCAUUUGACACUUUUGGGGCUUCGCAAGUGUAAAAAAAAAAAAAAAAAAAAAAAAACAACUGGAGGGUCAUGUUAAAAAUUCAUGGGCAAAUCCAGUUUUUAUUGUUAGUGGCUCCUUUUCCAGCCUGGGCUGGUAGAUGUGGAGCAAAGGCAUUGAACCUCAACUCCUGCCCCUUGUGUACUAUCUAGGAGAGAAGUAGUCUUUCUACUGUGAGGUUUUGUAAAUGUUUCUAAAUC
Alexandromys fortis (reed vole) is the source of this 2202-nucleotide messenger RNA. RefSeq names its product growth factor independent 1 transcriptional repressor (gene Gfi1). NCBI's taxonomy places the organism in Eukaryota, Metazoa, Chordata, Mammalia, Rodentia, Cricetidae. The coding region runs from base 117 to 1382 and encodes 421 amino acids. The transcript is spliced from 7 exons. Gene Ontology annotation, biological process: regulation of transcription by RNA polymerase II. Gene Ontology annotation, molecular function: DNA-binding transcription factor activity, RNA polymerase II-specific; RNA polymerase II cis-regulatory region sequence-specific DNA binding. The record is from RefSeq and is a predicted model, not a curated record.